This is a messenger RNA of Mizuhopecten yessoensis (Yesso scallop), 4597 nucleotides long. Its product is annotated as transport and Golgi organization protein 6 homolog. Bases 16 to 3768 code for a protein of 1250 amino acids. Gene Ontology annotation, biological process: protein secretion. NCBI's taxonomy places the organism in Eukaryota, Metazoa, Mollusca, Bivalvia, Pectinida, Pectinidae. The record is from RefSeq and is a predicted model, not a curated record. The transcript is spliced from 18 exons.
ACAACAGGAAGUUGCAUGCGGUUAGAUGUGUGUUGUGAUCAACUCAAGAAGAAAAACACUGUCACAAGUAUGAGUGAGAAAGAACAGCAAAUACGCCUGGUGCUGAAGCUGUUGGAGGUGCUUACCUCCCCUGAUAAAAUCAGAAAAGAUGGAAAAGCUGAAAAAAGCAGUGAUUCAGAGGAAAAUGGAUUUGAUGCCCUGUUGAGAACCAAUUUGACCUUGUACAAAGAAAUUCUCGAGACAGAAAAGUACCAAAAUGUGAGAUCAAUGUUGGAUGAUUCAGUUGCCAUAGAAACAGGAAUAGACAGUUGUAGGUGGCACUUUGUAUGUGCAUGCUUGCAAACUUUGACAUUGUUACAGAAAUCUAUUUCCAUAGCAAUGGAAGAAUUCACAAGAAAGCUGAGAGAAAACCCUCCACCAGAGCUGAGACCAGGACAAGCACCACCCUUAUCACCGGAUAACCUUAGCAUUGGUCAUCACAAAAUGGUGCUGACCGCAAUUCAGUUUGUAGUCAUUUUGGGGAUCAGUCAGAACCUUGAUUUUGGUGUUGGUAUUCCAAUGGAGAGAAGGUCAGAAUUUGCCAAACUCUUACUUUUAUCUUCUCAGCCAGACCAUACAUCAAAUGAGAGCAGAAAUGCAUGCUUGUUUUCUUGUGUAAAAGUGUUCAUGUUCUUGCUGGGUAUUCCUUCCCUUGCUGGUCUCCUCCUGUCCAGACAUCUAAAUGACUUGCUUGCUACUCUGUUAAUGCUGUUACAUAGAAUACCCAAAUGUCAUCAAGUCCCUAAAACUGUAAAAGAUAAAAUAUCUAUAGAAACUGUAACACCAGAAUCCAAAAUAGACAAUUCAAAUUUGGCCUCCAACAUUGAAGCAUCCAACUGGACACCAGCCUCUGUUGUUGACAUGGUAACCAGUAAACGAAUGAGCUCUUCAAACAAGCAGAAGAAUACUAUAGAUGGUGGAGAAGCACCUGGUCACGAGAGGCAAAGUUCUAGUGACAAGGGGGAGUUCGUCAGAGAGGAACCCAGUAACAAGGGGGAGUUAGUCAGAGAGGAACCCAGUAACAAGGGGGAGUUAGUUGGAGAGGAACCCAGCAACAACAGGGAGUUUGUUGGAGAAAAGGAACUGCAGUUGUGUGAGGCAUGGCUGCAACAGCUCCUAGGGAAGGCCCAUCCUCAAAUGCUGGUCAGAGAGCUCCUGUUAUUACAAAUUGGGGCACCUGUCCCUCCCAAACAGGUGGGCGUUGCCAAGAAGAAGUGGGCCUCCCCAGUCUGGCUUAGGAAAGUGUGUGGACGUCUGCUCACAAACAUUCUCAUGAAACCCAAGGGAGUCAUCCAUGUCCUUCAAGGAAUGCUGGAGGGUCCUGGCCAGGAUCUUUCAGAGAAAGGCAACUCAAAGGCUUCUGAUUGGAGGAAAUGUGACGCAGUUGCUAAAGUGAUUGCCUGUUGUCCCAUGUCGUCAACAUCUGUCGAGGAAUACUACGCUCUUGUUUCGCCACAGAUUAUGUUGCUACUGCAUCAUCCUGACAGCCGGGUGUGUCAGGAGUUUCUCCGAGUAGCCUGUACCACUAUAGCCAGGAUGAUGACACAGCAGCCGGACCUGACAAGGAAAUAUUUGUUAUCUCCCCUGAUGGAACCUCUGGAGAGAUGCUCGAAGCUAAAAGCCAUUGGAGCAGGGGAACAAUGUUUAGUUCAAGAAAAGGAGCUCACCACCUGCCUAGAGGAUUUACAUAAGGUAUUUGUGGUCGGGUGUGAACCGAGUACCCCUCUGAUGUCCUGUCUGUUACCUGUAAGCCAUUCCAUCUUUUUGCUCUUCUGUUACGCUAAGAAGGGCGUGUCCCAUCUCAGCUGUUGCUGUCAGGAGAUCUUGGUUUCUCUGCUGAGAGGGUUAGACAAGGGGGAGGCCAUAGCCUGUCUCCACAUGUGGAUACUGGGCACGGAGACAAGCCAGCUGGAAAGUUCUACAACUCUAGAGGCUGACAAGAAAGUUUCCAUGACGAUCCCUUUGACACAUCCAUCUGUGCGGUUUUCCGCAGGAAACAGUGGAGGAGUCACUGUUUCCACCAAGGGUGUGAACAGUAACCAUGGUGACGAAGGAGCAGUGACCAAUGAAAUGAUGACCAUUGCAGCUAUAGAGAUCCUGAAGGAGUUAGAGAAGAGUGGACUGACUGGUGAUUUCUUUCUUGCACUGUUAAUGGAAUUAACCGAAAUCAUUAAUCACGAGAUACAUGGAGAUUCGAGUGUUACACUGAACACAAAACGGGACGGACAAGAAUUAAUGGAAGCUGAAAUCAGAGAAAAACGAUUGGCAGAUAACUUCCAUCGUAAAGUUUCUGUUCUGAAUCUACUGGCGGCCAUUUGCGAGGAAAUAGGACCUUCCUGUUUGAAAAAUACCCAACAGACCCUCAAAUUUGUUCAGGUGACACUUGAGAGAGGUGUACAGGUGUGCAAGAACACCUGUGACGACGUUCUUGGAGUAUUUGAGAGUGAGACACUCACCAUGGCAAUGGGAAUGCUCACUGCUGUGCUUACUGGCACCAUUAAGAUCAGUGAGGAUGGCAGGGAAUAUAUGAAGACACUGAUGCCACUGUUAGAAGAUAUCAGCUCCAACCAUCCUGACAACACCAUACAGGAAAUGGCCUCUGACCUUCGAGUUGCCAUAGCAACCCACAGUGUUAUCUGGUCAGAGCUGCUUAAAAGUAGCACAAAGGGAGAUAAGCGGCAGAAAUUGCCAUGCAAGCAGGACUCCCAAAGUGCUGAGGAAUCUAAGGUGGGCAAAAAAACUUUGGUGGAGGUGAUAGGUGAAACUUCAGAUGAACAUUGUCAAAAAUCGGAGGAAAGUCUACAACCACUGAGACAGGGUUCCAGUGAAAUGGGAAUCUCUUCUGAUAAAGGUGUACAACAAAAGCAUUCUGCUUCAAAACCAAGGACCCAAAAGGAGAAGGAAUCCGCAAAAAAUAUGUCAGAAUUAGGACAAGCAUUUGAGGAACUCCAAGACCCCCUUAUUCCUGUCAGGGGGCAUGCUUUGAUUACGUUGAACAAACUGAUACAGAAGAAAGAUCCUGAGGCAAUGGAGAAAAGACAGAUUUUAUUGCAUGUUUUUAAGGAAAAUCUGCAUCACCCAGACUCUUACCUUUACUUGUCUUCAGUGAUGGGAUUAGUCACGUUGGUAGACAAGUUUCCAGACGCCGUGAUUCCAGUUCUCAUUGAAGAGUUCCUGUCAGGGGCAACUUCGACCCCCGCCCAACAAGGGGAGACAACAAGGCAAGCUGAUGACAGGAUUAAAGUUGGGGAGUGUCUUGUACAGACGUCAAGGAAAUUAGGUGACAUGGCGCCCCGUUACCGUGACAACCUUCUGAUGACUUUCCUACAGGGAUGUCUGGACACUGAUCCCCUUAUUCGAGCCAGCAGUCUUUCAAACUUGGGGGAGCUCUGUAAAGUACUGCGUUUCUCUGUCGGCAACUUUAUUCAUGAGAUAUUUAACUGUGCCUGUGGAUUGCUGAAGUCAGACUUCAGUGUAGAGGUGAGACAGGCUGCAGCCAUGAUGGUAAACCUCCAGCUAGAAGGACUGGGAAAGGACACCCUUACGGUAAUGGAGUCAGUCAUCAGUUCUGUAUACAGAACUCUGAGGCAGUGCAUGGUGACGGAGAAGGAAAACGGUGUUAAAAUGCAGAUCACUCUAGCGCUGAACACCCUCGACUCAAUCACUAGGGAUGUUAUGUUCCCUAAACGAACAUUGGAAAAGAAGAUCAGAAUACUUGACACCAGUUAGAUAACAAUAAUGGUAAAUGGCAUUGUUGCUUAAAAGUAGAUUCUGAAAAAGUGAAAAUGAUUCCGAUACCCUUUGAACAAAAUAUAUAUCAACACAAUUCAAAAACAGCAUGCAUUGUUUGCCCAUAAAAUUUAGAUAUUUGUGUAAGGAUAUGCUAUCAUAUCCAUGGUUUAGAUGAUGCUUCUGUAGAUAUUAAAUAAUAAAGGUUUGAGUUAAUCUUUUCAAAGUGUUUAAAAUAUCGUCAAUACUAGCAAAGACAAAAAACACUAAGACAAUACUGUGUCAACAAAACAGUAGGUCAAUCUCAUAAUCGUUAAAACGGGGGCAAACCCGCCAUGUAAUUAUAGGUCAAAUACAAGUAUAAUGUCACGUCCUUAAAGUGAGAGCCAGGGUGGUGACAACGGAACAACAAUGCAUACUAAUGAGAAUUAUCAAAAGCAUCGACCAUAAUAUUACGAUGAGACGCGAUCAUGAUGGCAACCUCAAAACGUGCCCAUAGUCUUUGUUAGACUGCAUCUCUAAACCCGCUGUUGUAAAUGUGUCCGUCUUUAUUAAACUGCUUCUCUAAACCCGCUGUUGUAAAUGUGUCCGUCUUUAUUAAACUGCUUCUCUAAACCUGCUGUUGUAAAUGUGUCCAUCAGAAGUCGGGGACUAUAACAGAAAUGAUGAUAUUCGGAGCACAGCCUCACUCAAUGUCGACAAAAAUGACCAUUACGGAAACCAAAGAGAUGCUGAAAUUGAAAGAAAGACAUCUUGAACACCCACACAAACAUUCCAUUUAUGUAAUUUAUUCGACUAUAAAGUACGCAUAUUCUGGAUAUUCUUAAUA